Molecule: messenger RNA, 1126 nt
Organism: Castor canadensis (American beaver)
Lineage: Eukaryota; Metazoa; Chordata; Mammalia; Rodentia; Castoridae
Gene: Sdhb
Product: succinate dehydrogenase complex iron sulfur subunit B
Biological process (GO): tricarboxylic acid cycle; aerobic respiration; respiratory electron transport chain
Cellular component (GO): mitochondrial membrane
Molecular function (GO): oxidoreductase activity; 2 iron, 2 sulfur cluster binding; electron transfer activity
Source: RefSeq, a predicted model, not a curated record
CGGUAACCGCCUUCCGCUCUGUGGCUCCCAGCAGAUAGCGGGCCCUCGGGCGCAGGGGAAGCCGGCUUCGUGCCGCGGUGUUCGAUGGGACGCCGGCGGAGAAUGACCUCAGGGUUAAGGGGCGGGGCUGACGUCACGAGCGAAGAUGGCGGCGGUGGUCGGCGUCUCCUUGAGGCGCUGGUUUCCAGCUACGACCCUUGGCGGAGCGUGCCUCCAGGCCUGCCGAGGGGCCCAGACAGCUGCAGCCACAGCUCCUCGCAUCAAGAAAUUUGCCAUUUACCGAUGGGACCCAGACAAGCCUGGAGAUAAACCUCAUAUGCAGACUUUUGAAGUUAAUCUGAAUAACUGUGGUCCCAUGGUGUUGGAUGCUUUAAUCAAAAUUAAGAAUGAAAUUGAUUCGACCUUGACCUUCCGAAGAUCAUGCAGAGAAGGUAUCUGUGGCUCUUGUGCGAUGAACAUCAAUGGAGACAACACUCUAGCAUGCACCCGGAGGAUCGACACAAACCUCAACAAAGUCUCUAAGAUCUACCCUCUUCCACACAUGUAUGUGAUGAAGGACCUCGUUCCCGAUAUGAGCAACUUCUAUGCACAGUACAAGUCCAUCGAGCCCUAUCUGAAGAAGAGGGACGAAUCCCAGGAAGGCAAGCAGCAGUAUCUGCAGUCCAUAGAAGAACGGGAUAAACUGGACGGGCUGUAUGAGUGCAUCCUCUGUGCCUGCUGCAGCACCAGCUGCCCCAGCUACUGGUGGAAUGGGGACAAGUACCUGGGCCCUGCAGUCCUUAUGCAGGCCUACCGCUGGAUGAUCGACUCUAGAGAUGAGUUCACAGAGGAACGCCUGGCCAAGCUGCAGGACCCCUUCUCUCUGUACCGCUGCCACACCAUCAUGAACUGCACACUGACCUGUCCCAAGGGUCUGAAUCCAGGGAAAGCUAUUGCAGAAAUCAAGAAAAUGAUGGCAGCCUAUAAGGAGAAGAGAGCCUCAAUGUAACUCUCCAGCUGAACACAGCGCACAACCAGCUCAGAGCUGGACUAACUUGAAUUCUUUCAGAGGUCCUGAUUGCCCAUGAAUACAGUAUGUGUAACAAAAACGCUAAAUAAACAAAUGGAAUUCUACUUUAUUAACAAA